UCUCGAUCAGAACCCACCGGCAUUCACACACGGCACUGGAAUGACCACACGUCAUAUUCUAUCGUAAAAGGGAGACCUUCAAGUGAAUGCGUCCUGUCAAUCGACGACUGACUCACUUCAUCACCAACAAUUCAUCAACCCGCGGGCUUCCCGUUCGCACUCUUAGCAACCACUUCAGAUGCGAGGCUCCUUUUUGCAUGUCUCCGGCUCGCUCAGCCUCAGCAUCACCCAGACCAUCGAAAAGGCGUAGAUUCGACUCUCCUUCCGAGCAAAGGCACUUUUCCAGAAUGGCUCCCAUGUUGGUCCAGGAAGUCGAGGACGAUGCACCAUCAUCAAACACGCUUGAGCUCACGCCUGUUGAGCAGACUCUGACUCGACUUCUCCUCGAUGUCUCUCAUCAUAUCGAUGAGCAUCCCUCAACACCUCAAACGGAGAGCCACGUUGAGCUUCCAGCAGAGCUCGCCAAUGAGAAAAUCGUCCUUCGCUACACUGGAGGAUGGGUCCGCGACAAGCUUUUGGGCGUACCGAGCCACGACAUCGAUGUGGCGAUCAACAAGAUGACCGGCUUUCAAUUCGGCCUCAGGAUGAAGCAGUACCUUGAGAUUCCGGGCAACCUCGAAAAGUACGGUCUGGAGUCUCUUGCUGCCAAUGACAAACAGAGCUUGAAAGCUGGAACUACCGACAAGUCCAAGACAGUUGGCGGCCUGCACAAGAUCGAAGCAAACCCGGAGAAGUCGAAGCAUCUUGAGACCACGACCAUGAGGAUCCUAGGUCUUGACAUCGACUUGGUGAAUCUUCGCAAGGAAACGUAUACCGAUGACAGCCGCAAUCCCGAGAUGGAAUUUGGCACGCCCGAAGAAGAUGCCCUACGUCGUGACGCUACAGUCAAUGCCAUGUUUUACAACCUCAACACCAAGGAGACAGAAGAUUUCACACGCCGCGGUCACAAAGACAUGGCGAGAAAAGUGAUCUGCACUCCUCUCGAACCAUACCAGACUUUCAAAGACGAUCCGUUGCGAGUGUUGCGUCUGAUACGGUUUGCUUCGAGGCUUGGCUACACAAUCGAGGCAGAAGUGCUGGAGGCAGCGCGGAAUCCAGAUAUCAAAGAAGCAUUGCGGAGGAAGAUCAGCAGAGAGCGUGUGGGUGUUGAGUUGGAGAAAGCGCUCACAGGACCAGAUCCACAUGAAGCGCUGCGACUUGUCUUCGAUCUCGAUCUGUACGAAACGAUCUUCUCAGACCCAGCCGUGGCGGAUGUGGACCAUUACUCACCCGACGUCGACGGCUGGCAGAUUGUCAUCGAUGCUCUGAGCGAUGUCUUGAACAACGGUGGCACCAUCGCAGACAAUCUUGCACGCGAUAAGGAGGAGCAAUACUUUGCAUGGCAACUUGCAGCGAUGGUCCCAUAUCGCGAUGCUCCGAACCCUGUCCAAACAGAUCCAAAUCGGAAGCCGCCGCCUCCCGUGGCCGUCACUGUGGUGAAGGAGGGCAUCAAGGCUACGAAUAGAGUAUCGGAUGUCAUUCACGCCUCCGUUCGAAACGAACCCGAGAUUUCAGGUCUUGUCGACAAGCUUUACGACAGAAAGCGAAGACCGGACAAGAGCUUUGACGGUGAAGAUGCGACAGCUCGCGAUGUCAUAGGCAUGGCCAUUCGUAGAUGGGGAGCCACUUGGAGGAGUCAGGUCGUCUACGCAAUGCUUGUGGAGAUUGCCAACAAUCAAGUUCAGGUCGAGGCCAUCGAACGCAAAUACACCACAUUCAUCGAACAAGUCGCCUCCCUCUCCCUCCUCGAUGUGAUCUCCAUCAAGCCUCUCCUCGACGGCAAGGCCCUCGCCAAAGCCAUCGGCGCACCUCCCGGCCCCUGGAUGAAAGACGCUCUCGACGUAGUCAUGGCCUGGCAAUUGCGCAACCGGACCGUCACCGACCCUCAACAAGCGAUUGAAGAGGUCAAACUCCACCGAUCCAAUGGCCAGUCCGUCUAGUGUUACCGAAGCGGGAAGGAAAGUCACAACGGCGGCACUACCUCAGAAGUUAUCGCUGCAAACGGAGGACGAGACAUUGACGAAGCCAUGGAAAGGCACGAAAGGUGCCUUCUCGCUAGACAUCCUGCGCUGGGUCGUAAACAGACUGGACUCAAAAAUCAUAGCCGAAGUCUGGCCGCUCGUCAUCCCUCCAA
This is a messenger RNA of Zymoseptoria tritici IPO323, 2173 nucleotides long. RefSeq lists its product as uncharacterized. Gene Ontology annotation, biological process: tRNA 3'-terminal CCA addition. Lineage: Eukaryota; Fungi; Ascomycota; Dothideomycetes; Mycosphaerellales; Mycosphaerellaceae. The transcript has 3 exons. Gene Ontology annotation, molecular function: ATP:3'-cytidine-cytidine-tRNA adenylyltransferase activity; RNA binding. The record is from RefSeq and is a predicted model, not a curated record. The coding region runs from base 87 to 1979 and encodes 630 amino acids.